Prunus armeniaca (apricot) is the source of this 693-nucleotide messenger RNA. The record is from the annotation of a GenBank genome assembly. NCBI's taxonomy places the organism in Eukaryota, Viridiplantae, Streptophyta, Magnoliopsida, Rosales, Rosaceae.
AUGGCAGAACCCUUCGGGACAAACCUCCCUCCUACCAAUCCUACAAUCCGCCUCCUCCUUCAAAAAUUCAACCAGAUUGAGGAAGAGCAUAAUCAUAUCCGAAACCCAACCUGGGGAAAGGUACAACCAGGACCAUUCACCAGCCGAAUCCAAGUCUACCGACCUGAAAAAGAGGUACAAGCCCCCCGAAUCUCAUUCUAUUCGGGAGUGGAGGACCCCGUCACCCACAUCCAUACAUUUCAAUCGGCCUUAGGCUGCAAGGGACACACCGAUGAAGGCCAAUGCAUGUUGUUCCUAUCUACCUUGGCCGGGGCAGCUCUGAAUUGGUUUUAUCGAUUGGAACCAAGUAAGGUAGACUCUUUCGACCAGUUAAAACAAAUUUUCCUCAAUCAUUUUAUGAUACAGACCGAUCGUCUGUACUCUGCCGACGACCUCUACACCAUUCGGCAAGGAGACAGUGAGCCCCUUCGGGAGUACGAGGCCAGAUUCAGCCACGAGUACUCUCGGUGCCCGGAAACUGACGACCGAGCAGCCUUCGGCGCCUUCAAAAGUGGCCUCCGAGCCUCCCAAUUUCACUACCUAGUGCACAACAGCAAUUGGACCACCUACGGCGAAAUCAUGAAGCAGACAGCCAUUCAUGCCAAGGCCGAACACUUCAACUCCAAGGGAAUGCCUUCGGCAAACAUAGGUUAG